Messenger RNA from Linnemannia hyalina, 1968 nucleotides. The record is from the annotation of a GenBank genome assembly. NCBI's taxonomy places the organism in Eukaryota, Fungi, Mortierellomycota, Mortierellomycetes, Mortierellales, Mortierellaceae.
AUGACCUCCGCACCGUCAAUAGCAUACGCAGCACCCUUUUUCCCAUACUCCUCCUCGCUCACACCAGACACUACCAAGCGUCAGACAACAACCGACCUCGAUCCAGCACACUACCGGACUCAGCUCUACAAGUCUGAUAAAGUCAUUGAGGAGUUUGAGGACCUACUCAAUUCAACUACACUGGACUCUUGUCAGAUGUGUCGGAGGGGUAUGAAAAUGGCACAAGAGUUCUCCCUGGAGGCGCCUGAGCUGGUUCCAGGGGUGUUGAGGAUUUUAUGUGCGAGGUAUUCGUUCCUGCGACUUGAUUCAUGUGCAGGACUGAUGGUGCGGUUGGGACCAGAGUUGGCAGAGAUCUUUUCACAAAUGGACGUCGACGGGUCAGACGGAUACUACGCCUGCGCCUACAGCUUCCCAGGAUCAUGUCCCGUCCCCAAACACCAACCCGCCAACCCCACCAUCUUCCCAAAACCAAAACCAGCCAACGCAGCACAACCACCACCCAGUGGACAAUCCAUGAAAGUCCUCCAUUUCUCAGACUGGCAUCUUGACCCCCUCUACCGACCGGGCACAGAAGCCAAAUGCAGCCACAACAUCUGCUGUCGGGAUUUUGGAUCGUGGAAUGACCCUGGGCCGAUCAAGAAGCGGGCGUCGAAAUGGGGCGAACCCAAGUGUGAUACCCCAAUUGCUUUGGGAUUGAGCGCUUUGGAGGCGAUUCAGAGGUUUGUCCCUAAUGCGACGUUUGGGUUGUUUACAGGCGAUAUUGUGAGCCAUGAUUCGUGGUUGAUUACGGAAAAGUAUGUUGCGGAUCUGGAGAAGACGAGUUAUGAGUUGUUUAAGAAGUAUCUGCAGGAGGUGAGACUGUAUGUGGUGUUGGGGAACCAUGAUUCGUACCCGAGCGAUCAGGCGCCAGCGCGACAUAAACCGGAGCAAUAUUCUACGCAUCAGUGGUUGUACGACCAUGUAGCGACGGUGUGGGAAAAGAACGAAUGGAUCACGUCGAUAGAGGCAGACUAUGCACGGUCUCACAACGCCAUGUUCAUGACGAGACCCAUGCCAGGGUUGAAGCUGAUCACGUUGAACACGGAUCUGUUCUACGUCCGCAAUUACUACAAUAUGCUGGACACUGACCAGGAUGACCCUUCCGGAUUGUUUCAUGAUCUGAUUCUGGAACUGCAGGAUAGCGAGGAUCGGCAUGAGCGAGUCUGGAUAAUGGGACACAUGGCGCCUGUGACAUUGACGCUUCCGCGGUCUUCGAUACUGUUCCAGAGGGUCGUCGCCCGAUACUCUCCUCAUGUUAUUGCAGGGAUCUUUACGGGACAUUAUCACCAGGACAAGUUUAUUGUCAUGCACGACCCUGACGCUGAGGAGCGUACCCAGGCGUCGGCUGUUAAUGUUGUGUACCAGGGACCCAGUAUCACACCCCUCGACAAGGCCAACCCUGCGAUUCGAUGGUAUGAUGUGGACCCCAAAACAUUCUCAAUCCUGGACUCCCACACAGUGACAGCCGACAUCAUAACUCAAGCCGACUACUGGGAAUCCCACGACCUAGAGCCCGAAUGGAUCCUCGAAUACUCUGCUCGCUCAACCUACUCUGACCCACUCCACCCUCUCCCCGCCGGAGAACCCCUCUCCCCGGCAUUCUGGCAAAGCGCCGUAGAGAGGAUGAAGGAUGACGCAGGGUUGUUUGGAAAGUACAUUCGGUACCAGUCGAAAUCGUCGGCGGAGGCGAAGGAGUGUCUGUGGGGGACGGUUUGUGAAGCCGAGACGAGGUGUGAGUUGCAGGCUUCUACGGUGUUGGAGCAUGAUGUUUGUGAGGCUAUGCUUGAGGAGGAGGGUGCGGCGGGUGUUGGAGGAAAGGGUGGGAGGAAGAAGCCGAAACCGAAUCGCUGGAAGCGGUUUGGGGUGACGAGGAGUGGGGUGGUUUUGGACGUGAAUGCGUAUGAUAGGGAGAGGGGGAUUGAUUUUUAA